AUGCGACCUCCUGUGCCGCCUCGCCUCCUCAUCGGCGCAUCGCCGCCACAUCGCCGCCACCUCGCACUAAUUCGCUCCUCCCCUUCCCCCCAGGUUGCUCCUCCCCUUCCCCCCAGGUCGCUCCUCCCCUCCCCCUCAGGUCGCUCCUCCCCCUUCCCCCCAGGUCGCACUUCCCCUUUCCCCCAGGUCGCACUUCCCCUUCCCCCCAGGUCGCUCCUCCACUUCCCCCCAGGUCGCUCCUCCCCUCCCCCUCAGGUCGCUCCUCCCCCUUCUCCCCAGGUCGCACUUCCCCUUUCCCCCAGGUCGCACUUCCCCUUCCCCCCAGGUCGCUCCUCCCCUUCCCCCAGGUCGCUCCUCCCCUCCCCCUCAGGUCGCUCCUCCCCCUUCCCCCCAGGUCGCACUUCCCCUUUCCCCCACAUCUCACUUCCCCUUCCCCCCAGUUCGCUCCUCCCCUUCCCCCCAGGUCGCUCCUCCCCUUCUCCCCAGGUCGCACUUCCCCUUUCCCCCACAUCUCACUUCCCCUUCCCCCUAGGUCGCUCCUCCCCUUCCCCUCCAAUCCCUUCUAUUCCUUUCGCUUCCCUUCCCUCCCCUUCCCUUCCCUUCCCUUCCCUUUUUGACGUCCUCCCUUCACUUCCCUUCCCCUCUCCUCCCUUCCCUUUCCUUCCAUUUCCUUCCCUUCCUUUUUCCACCCUGCACUUUUACCUUCCUACCCCUCCUAUUCCCCACGAUCUACCUGCCCCAGUUCUCACCUCCAUGCGUCUGCAUGCUGAUUCCGCUCUCUCUGUUCACUUCCUCGCUUGGUCCCCGCCUGUCCUGCUCUACCCUGCCACGUCUACAUUGCCUUCCUUAGCCUUCCCCUCCCUCUCCCUGCUUUCCUUCCAAGAGAUUCAUCACCUAAUUCCCUUCCUUCCAGUGUGA
This is a messenger RNA of Closterium sp. Naga37s-1, 918 nucleotides long. The record is from the annotation of a GenBank genome assembly. NCBI's taxonomy places the organism in Eukaryota, Viridiplantae, Streptophyta, Zygnematophyceae, Desmidiales, Closteriaceae.